UGAGAACUUUUGCCUGUCGCCUGGUCUUUGGGACAGCCUCUCACUCAACAUCUCUAUAGCCCUCACCAACUGGGAAACUAACUCAACUGCAACCUCUCCAACCAAAUAACGCUCAACGUUAGAUUACUGCCAAUUGACAUGGAAACCCAGAAAAGACACGAACACCACUCAGUUUGCCACACCUGCCGGAGAACGGAAAACACAAGAAUGAAGGUCAAGAUGAUGUCUUCGUCAAAUCGAGUGCUGGUCAUUGCGCUGGCACUUACUCUGUACAUCGUUGAAGUGGCCUCGGCAGAAACGCUAUGUGGAGGAGAACUGGUGGACGCGCUGCAGUUCGUCUGUGAAGAUAGAGGAUUCUAUUUCAGUAGGCCAACCAGCAGGUCUAACAGCAGACGCUCCCAGAACCGUGGUAUCGUGGAGGAGUGUUGUUUCCGUAGCUGUGACCUCAACCUGUUGGAGCAGUACUGUGCCAAACCUGCCAAGUCAGAGAGGGACGUGUCGGCCACCUCUCUACAGAUCAUUCCCAUGGUGCCCACAAUCAAACAGGAUGUCCCAAGAAAACAUGCGACUGUGAAGUAUUCCAAAUAUGAGGCGUGGCAGAGGAAGGCUGCUCAGCGGCUCCGGAGGGGCGUCCCGGCCAUCCUCAGGGCCCGGAAGUUCCGGAGGCAGGCGGUGAAGAUCAAGGCCCAAGAGCAGGCGAUGUUCCACCGGCCUCUGAUCACCCUGCCCAGCAAGCUUCCCCCAGUCCUGCCCCCCACGGACAACUACGUCAGCCACAAUUGAGCCUCCUCACCAGCACCCCAACUCCCCAUCGAAAGCCCUUUGCACAGACAACGAGUUUGGAGGGAGAUGAAGAAGAAAAAAAGACUAGGGGAUUAUAGCUUUGUCUCUGACGUCAUUUCUGUGGCAAGUCCUCGUUUGACCUUUCCCCCACCCAGCCCACCCCCAAAUCCCAUCCGAGCCCACCAACUAACCAACCAACCAACCCCCCACCCACCCCCUGCCCAUCUACUACUUUUUGACCCCAAACCUACCCUAGACCCCCUCACCCAGACACUCAAACAUACGUUCACAUUCUUCCUGUCCUGACUCUCACUCUUGCGCUCUCUCUUUCAUUCACCAACACAAAAGACACCAACACAAUCAAUGAACAAAAAGUGAACUAUUUGGCUGAAUGCAAUUUAGGUGGAUCCUUAAAUAAAAAAAAAAGAAAGAAAGGAAGAAAAGGAAGAUGAAAGAGCUCUAUGGCUUGCAA
This is a messenger RNA of Oncorhynchus tshawytscha (Chinook salmon), 1255 nucleotides long. It is a transcript of the gene igf2b, whose product is annotated as insulin-like growth factor 2b. The record is from RefSeq and is a predicted model, not a curated record. Gene Ontology annotation, molecular function: growth factor activity; hormone activity. Gene Ontology annotation, cellular component: extracellular region. The transcript has 4 exons. Lineage: Eukaryota; Metazoa; Chordata; Actinopteri; Salmoniformes; Salmonidae. Bases 139 to 783 code for a protein of 214 amino acids.